UUUACAACUGUAGCCCACGUGAACAGUGCUGUUGCAAUCUUCUAGGUAACACCAUGCAUUUGUUCAAAACAUUGCUCGCAAAAGUAGCUCAAGUUCCACUAGGUUCCUUCCCUUUCGGUGUCAACAAUCACGUGCUGGUGUCCCAGUCGAGGUGCAUCUUUGAAAACUUAGCUUUGGAACAGUGGUUGUACGAACACGUCGAAUUUACACCGGGAUCUCCAGGACUGCUUCUCAUGUGGUGGAACGAGCCUGCCGUGGUUAUCGGCAGGCAUCAGAAUCCGUGGAUCGAAUGUAGUGUCAAGAACGCCGCAGACCUUGGCGUCAAUCUGGCGAGGAGGAAUAGCGGUGGUGGAACAGUGUAUCACGAUUUGGGGAACUUGAACUGUUGCUUCAUGGGACAUAAGGCGGACUACAAUCGCAAAAAUAACCUCAGGAUAAUCUGCGACGCGCUGCAGACUUGUUGGAAAGUUAGAGCUGAGAUUUCAGAUAGGGAUGACAUUUUGGUACAAGAUACUUUCAAGAUAUCAGGAACAGCUGCAAAAAUUAGCCACAACACAGCGUACCACCACUGCACUGUUCUUGUCGAUGUUAACACCACUGUCCUGCAUCAAGUUCUCGAACCAAUAUUUAAAAACUUUGAGAGCAAAGCAACAACCAGUGUACGGGCAUCAGUACGAAAUCUGAAGGAGAUCUGCCCACACAUGACAUUAGAAGACCUCGCUGAGACAGUUGGACAGGCGUACAAUGAGUACUUUUCUACUGGGACAGACUCGCAACUGGCAUUGGAACCUAGUAAAAACCAGUUCUCUGAAAUUGAAGCUACGAAGCAACACCUCAUGAGCUGGGACUGGGUGUUCGGAAUGACCCCACGAUUUACGGCAUAUGAUUCAUUUCACAUGCCGCCAAGUCUGUAUUCAGGAGUGGACAUUGGAGACAGUUUUUACCACGCCGUCCUAAAAAUAUCUCUGACUGCAUACCAUGGCAAAUUGGAAGACGUGAGGUUUACACCACAUUUGCGGAACCGAUCUUUGGAAUGUACCAUUAAGAAGUGUUUAGGAGGUGUACGAUUUCGUCAAGAUGACAUUAGGACGGUCUUUUCACAACUGGCGUCCUUCGAGUCGGUUGAGGAAGAAAACGAAGAUACUGCAGAACUACUUAAAUUUGUGGGUAAUAGUGUUUGUGCUGUUGUGGGAAAUGCCUGCAGGUGAUAUUCUCACCAGGGAAGAACCAUGAUAACCUCAUUAGUAAUUCAUUGUAGUCUGAACAAAUUUUCAGAUGCGAUUAUGAGUAGCUCUAUACAGAGUUAAUAUUUUAUUAGGAUGAAAAUAUACAGUUAUUUACAGAUAUAUUUUUAACUAUCACUCAAAUGCUUUCAGCCGAGUCAGGAUGGCCUUCUGAACUUCCCCUGCACAAAAAUACGAGGAACACAGAUUCCUUCCUUCUUGUUAACCGUUUCACGAGUGACGUAGCUGCUGGAUUCGACGAGAUAUCCAGCCUGGACAAACAGCUCCAUUAAGUGUUCCUCAGAAAAAUAGAAUGCUCUAGUCCCAUCCUGUCUGACAUAGAAGUUUUCCCCUAUUUUGUGUCCGGGACCAAAUCUUAGCAUGGCUUGGUCGUAGAGGCCAUAGUCUCUGAAUAGCAAUAAACCACCCGGUCUUAGUACUUUAAGCACGUUUUCUAAGCUCUGACCCAUCUUAUCGGGAUGGACAGCAGAAAGUACAAAGAUCAUAGUCGCAAUGUCAACACUGCCUUCUGGUAUGGUGUCUGAGAGCCUAUCUUGUGUGAUGUCACAUUGAAAGGCCUUUCCUACAUCCUCAGUGAAGAGUGGAUUUGACUGAACGAACUCUACGGCUCUAGGUGAGAAAUCGCAGGCGUAGAUGUAAAAUGCACAGUUCUCUUCUAUUAAGGGGACAAUAAAGUUGCCAACACCGCAUCCGA
This is a messenger RNA of Ornithodoros turicata, 1938 nucleotides long. RefSeq names its product lipoyl amidotransferase LIPT1, mitochondrial-like (gene Lipt1). Gene Ontology annotation, biological process: protein lipoylation. Lineage: Eukaryota; Metazoa; Arthropoda; Arachnida; Ixodida; Argasidae. Gene Ontology annotation, molecular function: lipoyltransferase activity. The transcript has 4 exons. The coding region runs from base 54 to 1208 and encodes 384 amino acids. The record is from RefSeq and is a predicted model, not a curated record. Gene Ontology annotation, cellular component: mitochondrion; cytoplasm.